AAUAGUGUGAACACUCGUGGACGACAAAAGAAGCUGCUUCAACUCUCUCUCUCUCUCUCUCUCUCUCUCUCUAAACUCCAAUUCGUUUUUUCCAGUUCGAAUCUGAACAAAAGUUUGUUCUUCCUCUUUGGUACCCGGAAUCUCAAUUCUCCUCCUUUCUUUCCGGGUAUAUCAAAAUUUUCCGGAUUUUUUCUUUUUCGACUUCCCCACUCGUUUCUGUUCAUUGGAUUUCUCAAAUACGGAUUUUCAAGGGUUUUUGUAGUUUUGAUUGCUGUUUCCUUCCCUCGGUAAAAUUGAGUGGAGAUGGGUUGUUUCUCGUGUUUCGAUUCGAGUGACGACGAGAAGCUGAAUCCAGUGGAGGAAUCCAAGGCCCAGAGACAAUCCCAACCGACAGUAUCCAAUAACAUUUCUGGACUCCCUUCAGCGUUUGGUAAAUUGAUGGGUAUUGAUGAUGAUGAUGUUGCAGGUGGGGAGAAGCUUAGCUUAAAGAGCAAUGGAGGGUCAAAAAGGGAGCUAAUGCUUCCAAGGGAAGGGUUCGGACAAAUUGCUGCUCAUACAUUUGCUUUCCGUGAGCUCGCUGCUGCUACUAUGAACUUUCAUCCCGACACUUUCUUAGGCGAAGGUGGAUUUGGACGCGUCUACAAAGGACGCCUUGACAGCACCGGUCAGGCUCGCCCAUUGUUCAACGACAGACGAAAGUUCAUAAAGCUGGCGGAUCCUAAGUUAAAGGGUCGGUUUCCGACGCGGGCACUCUAUCAAGCAUUAGCUGUGGCGUCAAUGUGCAUCCAAGAGCAGGCGGCUACACGUCCACUCAUAGCAGAUGUGGUCACUGCGCUCUCCUAUCUUGCGAACCAAGCUUAUGAUCCAAACAAAGAUGACGGCAGGAGAAACCGAGAUGAAAGAGGGGGGAAGUUAAUAACAAAGAACGAUGAAGGAGGUGGUUCGGGAAGUAAAUUCGAUCUAGAAGGUUCCGAGAAGGAAGACUCGCCGAGAGAGACAACUCGGAUUUUGAACCGAGAUAUCAAUAGGGAGCGUGCGGUUGCGGAGGCUAAGAUGUGGGGAGAGAGUUUGAGGGAGAAACGAAGACAGAGCGAGCAAGGAACUUCUGAGAGCAACAGCACCGGGUAGAACCGGUUUGGGUCUUGACCCUUUUUUGUUCUUAUUUCUCAAACUCUCAUUUAUUCUGAAACAUAGAAAGAAAAACAAAAAGGAACAAAAAAAAAAGAGAACAUAUUUGGGACAGAGUUGCUGUACAUUAUAUAUGCGAUGUUGAUGUUGCAAUAUGGGGAAAAAAGGGGGACUCUUUUUAAUAACCAAACUCUAAUUGAAGAUUCUGGAGAGUUGAUGUUCUUGUAAAUUUUUGUUUGAUUUUUUGACAGAUUGUGUUUUGAUGUGUCACAUGUGACUUAUGUUGACGUCUGAUCGAUGAUUGAAUAGCACAGAUCCAAGAUUAGUG
Molecule: messenger RNA, 1456 nt
Organism: Thlaspi arvense
Lineage: Eukaryota; Viridiplantae; Streptophyta; Magnoliopsida; Brassicales; Brassicaceae
Source: the annotation of a GenBank genome assembly